Clupea harengus (Atlantic herring) is the source of this 2497-nucleotide messenger RNA. RefSeq names its product galanin receptor 1a (gene galr1a). Gene Ontology annotation, cellular component: plasma membrane. Lineage: Eukaryota; Metazoa; Chordata; Actinopteri; Clupeiformes; Clupeidae. Gene Ontology annotation, molecular function: galanin receptor activity. Gene Ontology annotation, biological process: positive regulation of cytosolic calcium ion concentration; negative regulation of adenylate cyclase activity; G protein-coupled receptor signaling pathway. The record is from RefSeq and is a predicted model, not a curated record.
CCAUUGAACAAAAAAAGAAGCCUUUUAGUUGCUACCAAACCAUUAGGGCUAACAUACCUAUAACAUUCUCCCGAGUCUAGCUUACCAUUACUGCACGAGAGGAGGAGUGAAAGGGUGGGCUCUGAGAAGUGAAGGGGCAGGGUGAUUUGGGUGCGGGGUAGUGGAACUGCGUGCUGACGUGGGAGGUGCAGACCUGCCCAGAGUAUAUCAGAGGGAAAAAGGGGUUGAGGGGGAAACGCACGAAGCAGCUGGCGCGAGCGGAGACACUAGGUGACUAGGAGUGCCAAUCUUACCAAGGACAACCGUUGCUGGCAGAGGACUACGGUAUUAGCCUCAGACAGAACUGAUUUAAGAUCCUUUUUAAGCAUCUACGGAAAGACGCUGAUUAACAACGCUCAGGCACUGAUUGACAGCCAAUAAUUGCAACUCAACUAUCCAACAACAGAAAGUCUGUAUUUUAAGGACUGAGAUUCAUGCAUACAAGAAUGGCAGCUCUUCGUAUGAGAACAUCACACAGAACUCUUCACUCACACACCUUGUGGUUCGGCUAAGAGGGAACAUCCGUUAAAAAAAGAAAACACAGAAACAUUUCGGGGAAUACCCUUUUGACAUUUUGAUAUAGGGCGCAAUGAACUCGUCAGAGAUUAGUAACUUCGGUGAUGGAGAGGGUUUUUUCAACAGAACCGAGCCCAACGGCCAGUCUGAUAAACUUUUGUUUGGGAUUGGCACGGACAACUUCAUCACGCUACUCGUAUUUGGACUCAUUUUCACGUUGGGCGUGAUGGGCAACUCCAUGGUCAUAACAGUGCUUGCCAGGAGCAAGCCCGGAAAACCACGGAGCACCACCAACAUCUUUAUCCUAAACCUCAGCGUCGCUGACCUGUUUUACCUACUCUUCUGCAUCCCAUUUCAAUCCACAAUUUAUAUGAUGCCAACAUGGGUACUGGGUGCCUUCAUUUGUAAAUUCAUCCACUACUUCUUUACGGUCUCUAUGUUGGUCAGUAUCUUCACUCUGUCUGCAAUGUCCGUGGAUCGCUACAUUGCCAUAGUUCACUCGAGAAAGUCGUCCACCAUCCGUGUGGCGAGACAUGCCCUGGUCGGGGUGAUAAUAAUUUGGAUCCUCUCCCUGGCAAUGGCAGCACCUGUGGCUUACCAUCAGAUCCUGUUUGAGAGUAGAGAAAAUAGUACCUACUGCUGGGAAGUAUGGGCCAAUCAAAAUCAUAAAAAGAUCUAUGUGGUGUGCACGUUCGUCUUCGGUUACGUGUUGCCCCUCUUACUAAUAUCUUUCUGUUACGCAAAGGUCUUGAAUCACUUGCACAAAAAACUAAGAAACAUGUCUAAAAAAUCAGAAGCGUCUAAGAAAAAGACUGCUCAGACAGUGCUGGUGGUGGUCGUGGUCUUCUGCUUUUCCUGGCUACCCCAUCAUGUGGUCUACUUGUGGGUGGAGUUUGGGAAUUUUCCACUCAACCAGGCGUCGUUCGUGUUCCGGGUGACCGCCCACUGCCUAGCAUACAGCAACUCAUCGGUCAAUCCCAUCAUCUACGCAUUCCUGUCGGAAAACUUCCGCAAGGCGUACAAACAGGUGUUCAGGUGCAAGCUCACCAGAGACUCUCCCCUCAAUAACAUCAAGGAGAUCCGGAGCAAGGCGGACACCCCGCCCUCCACCAACUGUACCAAUGUCUGACUGAUUGGCAGGCUUGAAUUGGCUGAGGCUCGUGCCACUUGCUCCAACAUCAUGAAGAUCGAAGACUAAUGAGAACCCAGUGGUUUGGCUUCUGGUGCAUUCAAAAAAGGACUAAUGUUUAUGAAUUGAACGUAUAGCUCAAUGUUUGUGCUACAACAUGUCUAAAUGCUCUGAAUAGGGCCUAUAUGGUUGCAUACAUAUGGUAUAUUCGGGAAAAACCUUCCACCCUCUUGCCCACUCUAUCCAUGUAUUUACUUUCACAAUCUGGCUUCACAUAUAGCAAGCUGUAGUACUGAAUAUAUACGCAUAUUUAUUUCUAUUAAAGCAGGUACCUUUAUUUGUGCGUGCCUUGUUGCAUACAAUAUAUACUGAAGGCAGUUCAUUUCUCUCUGUGGUUCUGGGUUGACGGCUUAACACAUAAACUCCUUCUCAAUUGCAUUCUGUCUUUGAGUGUCUGAUAAUCUGUUAUCUUUCGAAGAACUACACACAGCAAUCUAUGCCCUUUAUAAUCUUCAGAGAAGAGCAUGCCUCUAAAGAGGGUGGAAUCUGGAACCAUCUUUAAAGAUGGGAGUGACCAGGGAACAACAAUAUUCUGUGUCAUGCUCUCCUUUAAUGGGAUGUGUAAUAUUUGUCCAACAUUGUGAUUUUCAUGAAAGUGUAACCUUUUCCUUCAAUUAUUCAGGUAAACAAACCAGGUAGGUGGCAUUUUAUGUUAGUGUUGACACAGGAGACUGAAAUAGAGAGCCUGACCAAGUGUAGAAGGUACCGAACACAGAAAGCUCUCUGAAAAACAGAGGCCUCUUCAUUUUUACA